This is a messenger RNA of Hippocampus zosterae (dwarf seahorse), 3267 nucleotides long. RefSeq names its product interferon-related developmental regulator 2 (gene ifrd2). NCBI's taxonomy places the organism in Eukaryota, Metazoa, Chordata, Actinopteri, Syngnathiformes, Syngnathidae. Bases 499 to 1863 code for a protein of 454 amino acids. The transcript has 13 exons. The record is from RefSeq and is a predicted model, not a curated record.
UGGCGGAAAGGGGGAUUGGCAUCCUUGACCAAGCUAAACUGGCAACCCCCACAGCCGGCGUGCUCUGCCGGGAGAGGAAAGGAAGAUGGUGGACUUCGCGACCGCAGCGUGCUACAAACUCCUCCCCAAACUUUUUGACAAAUGCUCCCUGUGCCAACCCGGCGUUACGUACAGAAUACCUGGCGACAAGCAUAGAUAAUACACCGAUAACAAGCGUGACGGCGAGAGGAUUUGUCACCUGUGGACAAGGAUCACCUUCUCGGGUGGAAGUAAGCGUUGAGUUGGGCGCGAUUGUUUUGGGCAGGGGUCGCCAGUCAAUAUUAGUCAACUCUUCACAACGAAAGUGUCAAGGGGGAUUUCUUUAUUUUUCAUUGUCAUCGUGGAAACAAAUCCAGAUGUCUUCACGCCGAUUGUAGAGCUGAGAGGAGACUUUACGUUGGACAACUUGAAAGGAGGCUAACGUUAGCUAGCCCCGCCUGGCUAACGCAGCUGCUCGCCAUGCCGCGAAGUAAAAAGGGGAAACGGGGCUCCACUAAAGCCGGAUCUCUCCGUCAGGAGGUUCUAGAGCUGCAGUUGAUGACAAAAGCCUCUCUGAAAGGUGUCAAAAACGGCAUGAAGGUGGAGUCAGGAGCCAGUGACGACGAGCUGACGUUGGAUGUUCUCAGCCACUACAGCAGCGCCAGUGAAAGCACCUCCGUCCUUGAAGAGGGCACAGGAGGGGAGGAGGUUGACGAACAGACCGCCCAAGAGGAAACGGAAGAUAAACUCAAGCAGUGCAUUGACAACCUCACAGACAAGAGCGCAAAGACUCGACUCGCAGCCCUCGAGUCGUUGCGGCAGGCCUUCUCAUCCAAACUGUUGUACGACUUCCUCACAGAGAGACGCUUCACAGUCAGCGACUGUUUAGAACGGAACCUUAAAAAAGGGAGCGCAGAGGAGCAGUCUGCUGCGGCGACAGACUUUGCGCUGCUCUGCAUCCAGUUGGGGGGAGGAGAUGAGGCGGCGGAGGGCUUCAACAUGCUACGCCCCAUCUUGACCAGCAUCCUGAUCGACAACACUGCUAGUAUGACAGCACGCCAAAGUUGCGCCAGAGCUUUGGGGAUGUGUUGCUAUGUCUCAGCUGCUGAAGAUGGAGAGGACUUGAUCAAGUCGUUGUCCCUGCUGGAGAGCGUGUUCAUGUCUUCCUACCCCAAUCGAGAGGGAGCACUGCCCACACCCAAACCCGGUGGCCCGGGGCUCCAUAGCGCCGCCAUGCAGGCUUGGUCCCUGCUGGCCACCCUGUGUCCUGCAUCCAAACUCUCUGUCCUGCUGCACCUUCACCUCCCCAAGCUGCAAGCUUGUCUGCAAAGUAGUGACGUCAACUACAGGAUCACUGUUGGCGAAACCAUUGCCCUGCUGGUUGAGCUGGGACGUGAAAUAGAUGAGGACUUUGAGGUGGAGGAUGGUGAAAGUCUGUGUGAAAAUCUCAAGAGUUUAGCGACGGACAGCCACAAACAUCGCGCCAAGAACGACAGGAGGAAACAGCGCUCUAUCUUCAGAGAGGUUCUACACUACAUCGAGAACGAGGACUUCACGGAAGAGAAGAUCAGUUUUGGUGUGGAGAGCAUGUACAUCGACAGCUGGAUGAGGCGAAGAAUCUAUGAUGCUUUCAAAGAGAUCCUGGAGUCUGGCGUCAGGCACCAUCUGCAGUUCAACCCACUUCUGAGAGACAUCAUUGGUCUUGGCCCUCCCAUCAUCCUUGACUCCACCAUUAAAGCGAACAAGAUUUCACGAUUUGAGAAGCAUCUUUUCAACUCGGCUGCCUUCAAGGCCAGGACGAAGCAGAGGAACAAAGUCCGGGACAAACGGGCCGACGUCAUGUGAUAGAGGAAAAGUGGAUAUUGACAAACCGAACGCCAAUCGGCUGCCUUCAAGAUGGACUCGGACAGGCUUAAUGAAUUCAAGACUGUUUGGACUCAAACCGUUUUACCUGUGGAAACAACCUCCAGUUUCCAGAUGGCUGACACUCAAGCACGGGCUGCCCUUAUAGGAAAAAUAUAUUUUGCCUUUUUAGGAAACAGAGGAAUCAUUUUUAAGGAUAAAGAUAAUUUAAUAAUGUAUCUGUGUUAACUGUUAGUACAUGUCUUAUAACAAAAUAUAACUUGAAUGCAAAAUGCUAAGCGAGUCAGAAGAGAAAUGGAAGAAAUACGAUGCUUUUUAUUCUUGUCAUUAAAAAAAAAGCAUUCGCGGGUCAUCCCAAAAGUAUUCACAGCGCUGAACUUUUUCCAUAUUUUUUCAUAUUACAACCUUAAUUCUAAAAUGGAAGGAGUGUAUGUUUCUUAUUUAUUCAUACCUAACAGCCCACUAGUGGGGGGAGAUAAAAAAUCUCACCAUGUACGCAAGUACUCACAAUCUUUGCUCAAUGCCUAAUUGCUGCACCUUUGGCAACAGCCUCAACUCCAUUAGAAUAUAAUGCCAAAAGCUUGGCACAACUAUUGCAUCUCAGCAUCUCUGUCCAUUUCUCUUUGCAUCACCUCUCACCCUCCAAGUUGGAUAGGGAGCGUUGGUGCCCAGCCAUUCUCAGAUCUCUUCAGACAUCAAUCGGAUUGAAAUCUAGGUGCCGCCUAGCCAGUCAAGGACAUUCGAUGGGGAGUACAUUUUGGAAAAAGAUAUAACACAACAAAAUGUGGUUAAAAGUUGUGUGAAUGCGUACCGGAUGCACUGUAUAAUUUCAUGGAAGGAAAAUUUGGAAGCAUUUUUUAUUGAGCUUAUUGUAUGUUGUGGUUUUUGAAAGCCUGAUUGGUGCUAAAAACAAUGCUAACCUGAGCUACAUGUUGAGUUAGCAUUGUCCUCUAUGACAAGAAAAACCACAAAGAAGAUGGAAAAUAUUCUUUAUAUAUUAUGUACCUAAUAUAAUCAUUGCCAAAUCCGCACUCUUAUAAGCAUUGGAACACUAGAGAAAGUGUGUGUGGUGUUAGGGUCCUUUAUCAGAGUUUUAAUCAUCACUGAUAAAAACAGUGUUUGCAUAAUUGAAACCAUUAAUUGUCAACUUUUGUAUGGAUGAAUGUUUUUGAAAAUGGGAAACAACUUUUAACCAUCUGGUUGUUGCUCUUUUUAUUUCAUGUUGUAUUUAAUUACAAUAUACAACGAUGUGAUGUACUGUUAAGAAGCUUACAAACGCUCGAUAAUGUUUACAGCUAAGAGAAGAUGCCAGAUUGUUAUUUUGUUGCUGUUUUAUCUAUUUUAUUGCAGGUUGGUGUUACUUGAAUCAUUAAAGGAGUGUCUUGA